AUGACCUCUGCAGCAGCAACAUCGUGGGUUGGCACCCUCCUCAACCAAGCCUCGAGCGGCAAGAUCUUCCCACGUCCCGACCAGCGCCCGGACUUUGUGCUUGCUUCGCUGCUCAAGUCGACGCCUCCGUCCUCGGCAACGUCUACUAAGCAGGCUUCUGAAACUUCGUCGAUAUAUGAGCAACCUGCUCACAAGGAUGUAGCGAGUGAAGCGUCGAUGAACCCUGUCCUGGGCACCGACCUCGAGCAAGCCCUCUCGCAAGCACAAGGGACAAACACCCUGGCUCGUGUGGUCAGCCAGGCGCGCCAAGGUACAGAAAAGUCGGCAACAUCAGAAGACGAUGAGCAUCUCAUUGUCGGAUGGUACGACGAUGCGGAUCCAGAGAACCCGCGCAACUGGUCAAGCGGCAAAAAGGCAUUCGUCACCUUUCUCAUUGGCCUGCUCACCUUUGGUGUCUACUCGGGCUCGGCGAUCUACACGCCUUCCAUCCCGGGCGUCAUGGCCGAAUUCGAUGUCGGUCUCACCAAGGCCACGCUCGGACUUUCGCUCUUCAUUUUGGGAUAUGCUAUCGGUCCAAUGUUCUUGUCGCCGUUGAGCGAGGUGCCAGCGAUCGGCAGGAACUGGACCUACAUCCCAAGCAUGAUCGUGUUUAUCAUCUUUAACAUCGUCGCAUCGGUGGCGCCAAAUUAUUCGACGCUCAUGGCGAUGCGCUUCUGGACCGGCUUCUUUGGCUCGCCGGCACUGGCAACCGGCGGCGCCAGCAUCUCGGAUAUGUACGACGGUGUUGGCGUGGCGUUCCCAAUCGCCGUCUGGGCUGUCGGCGCUGUCUGUGGUCCCGUCCUGGGACCGGUGAUCGGCGGAUUCAGCGCCAUGAAUCUGGGCUGGAGAUGGCCCAUGUGGCUGCUCACGAUUCUGUCUGGUGCAACGACGAUCGUGCUCGCCUUCUUGCUGCCCGAGACAUUUGAGGGCUACAUCCUCCUGCAGCGCGCACAGCGACUGCGCAAACUCACGGGCAACCAGCAGAUCCGCGCGCAAAGCGAGCUGGAUCAGCAGGCCACCACCGUCGCAUCGCUCACCAAGGAGGCCCUGCUUCGACCGCUUAUCAUUUCGAUCGAGCCGGUCGUCUUCUUUACGUCUCUCUAUCUCGGAGUAGCCUACGCCUGUUUCUACCUGUUCUUCGAGUCCUUCCCCAUCGUGUUCACCGAGGUGCACGGCUUCAAUCUCGGCGAGUCUGGCUUGCCUUUCCUCGGCCUCGCCGCGUCGGGAGUGCUAACGCUUCUUGGCUACAUAUGGUACCUCAGCAAGUACUUCAACCCGCGUUUCCUCGCCAAGGCCUCCAAGGGUAUCAUCGUGCCUGAAGACCGGCUUUCGAUCGCGCUGUUCGCGUCGUUCUUCGUUCCUUUGUCGCUGUUCGGCUUCGGUUGGACGAGCCGGGAAGACAUUCACUGGAUCGUGCCGAUCAUCUUCAGUGCCAUCCUUCUUCCUGGCGUGUUCCUGCUCUUCCAGAGUAUCUUGGUGUACCUGCCCAUGUCGUACCCCAAGUAUGCUGCAUCGGUGCUGGCAGCGAAUGACCUGAUCCGAUCUUCGAUCGCCGCUGCCUUCCCGCUAUUCGGCCACGCCAUGUUCAAGAGCCUGGGAGUCGGCGUGGCUUGCAGCGUGCUCGGAGCCAUUUUUUGCGUGCUCAUCGUGCCGCUGUGGGCCCUGCACAAGUACGGCCAUGUGCUGCGCAAGCACUCCAAGUAUGCGCACGUAUACUAG
Moesziomyces antarcticus is the source of this 1758-nucleotide messenger RNA. RefSeq names its product benomyl methotrexate resistance protein. Gene Ontology annotation, biological process: xenobiotic detoxification by transmembrane export across the plasma membrane. The transcript has a single exon. The record is from RefSeq and is a predicted model, not a curated record. Gene Ontology annotation, molecular function: fluconazole transmembrane transporter activity. NCBI's taxonomy places the organism in Eukaryota, Fungi, Basidiomycota, Ustilaginomycetes, Ustilaginales, Ustilaginaceae. Bases 1 to 1758 code for a protein of 585 amino acids.